Molecule: messenger RNA, 664 nt
Organism: Nannospalax galili (Upper Galilee mountains blind mole rat)
Lineage: Eukaryota; Metazoa; Chordata; Mammalia; Rodentia; Spalacidae
Product: interferon-induced transmembrane protein 3
Exons: 2
Coding region: 99-488 (129 amino acids)
Biological process (GO): host-mediated suppression of symbiont invasion; type I interferon-mediated signaling pathway; response to type II interferon
Cellular component (GO): plasma membrane
Source: RefSeq, a predicted model, not a curated record
UUCAGGAAAAGGAAACUUCUGAGAAACUGAAACUGCUGGAGAAAGGGCGGCCCACAGAGCAGUUCAUCUACCCUUCACUGCUGAUUUGGCUCUGCACCAUGAACCACACUUCUCACGCUUUCUUGACAGCCACCAAUGCUGGACAUCCCCCAAACUAUGAAAGGAUCAAAGACGAAUAUGAGGUAUCUGGGCUGGGGGAACCCCAAGGCUCAGCUUCUGUCAGGACCACCGUGAUCAACAUGCCCAGAGAGGUCUCUGUGCCUGACCAUGUGGUCUGGUCCCUGUUCAAUGCACUCUUCAUGAACUUCUGCUGCCUGGGUUUCAUUGCCUAUGCCUACUCUGUGAAGUCUAGGGACCGGAAAAUGGUGGGCGAUGUGACUGGGGCCCAGGCCUACGCCUCCACUGCCAAGUGCCUGAACAUCAGCGCCCUCGUCUUCAGCAUCCUUAUGGUCGUUAUCACCAUCAUUGCUGUUGUGUGCAUUGUUUAAAGCACCGGUCAUCUGGACACAUGAUAGGGGAUUCUGGCUUCUGGUUCUGGCAUGUACUCUUCAAUCCACAGUUGCCACUCACCUUGCCCCUUCACUCUUCAUGGUUAUACAGUUGUUACACUCACAACUCACACAUUUCUUUAUGGUAGAUUCAAUAAACUGCACAUGGUAACCAC